Molecule: messenger RNA, 1368 nt
Organism: Caenorhabditis briggsae
Lineage: Eukaryota; Metazoa; Nematoda; Chromadorea; Rhabditida; Rhabditidae
Exons: 6
Coding region: 1-1368 (455 amino acids)
Molecular function (GO): zinc ion binding
Source: RefSeq, a predicted model, not a curated record
AUGCAAAAUCUGCGGACCGGUCUGGCGCUGUGCCAGAUCUGCGAGCGAGAAUUCACCGAAGACGACGACUUGAUUCCCCGGAUUUUGAGUGAAUGCGGUCACACACUGUGCACAGAAUGCAUUCGAAAAAUCGCCGGCACCAACAAGAACACCAUUCACUGCCCAUUUGACCGAAUUUCGACGUCGAUUCCUGGCGGAGACGUGAAGAAACUCAAAAAGAACUUCACAAUUCUGCAAAUGAAGGAGGAGGAACGCUUCCGAAAGCGGCAGAUGAGCUCGACGAAGCGAGAUAAGAAGGCGAGGAGCAACGAUGGCACAUGCGAUGAGAAUCCGGCUCAUAGAGCGGCGAAUUUUUGUAAAAUUUGUGAUGCGGACUUGUGCGAUGAAUGUUGGGACCUGGUCCACUCUCUGACUAUUCUUGCCCAUCAUGAGAAAUCGUCCUUAUUCGCUAAACCGAUCGAAGCGCCUCCAUGCACUGUGCACUUGGUAGAGAAAGCUGCCUUUGUGUGCACCGUAGCGGCAUGUAAAACUAUGGGGGUACGACCAUCACCUUCUAGAGCAGAAAAUUUCCUAGUGAUUCAAACGUACUCAGCCGACGGUUCGGCGUUCACUGAUAAGCUCCUUGAGCUAAAACGAUUCCGAUAUUUCGCCCCCGAGAAGGAUGAAAUCAUCGAAUCGAAAAUGAAGGACGCCGUGGAGCAGCGAAUCGAUCGACUGCUUCAACGAAUCGCCAAUCAACGAGCCGAUCUGGAUUGGAUUCGAAAGAACAAGGCCAGCUUGGACCGGCUGAUGGCGUCGAAUAAUGUGAAAUUGGUGUCGCAGCGAUGGGAGGUGGAUAUGACCGUGGGAAGGAUCGAAAGUGCAGUUAUUAAGCAUCCAAAAGCGCUCGCCGUCUGCGCCAACUGCAUCGUCCAUGUGCCGUCGUUGAGCCCUUUCAAAAUUGAGAUGAGGCCAGCGUAUCGAUUGGAAAUUCGAGAUAAUACCAAUGCGCUGACCGCAUUUUUCGAUCAAAAGAGCACUUUGGUUUCGGCGAAAACAAACAUCCGUCGCUUCAAAAACCACUUCUUCCGGCUCAUCGAGCAACACGAAGUGAGCAGCAUUUGCUCCGAGGGCUUGAGUCUUAUCAUCGUCGUUGAUCCAUUCAAUGGCGACCACGACAAGCACUGUGACGCAUUGGAACUUCUCGAAAAUGCCACGGCCUACGAGAGCAUUGUCGUCGGCCUGACGCCGUUCAACUUCCAGGCCAUCUCCACUUUCCUUGCCAAACUUGUAGAUAUUGGAGAACGAGACCCGCGUGUUCGCAUCGUCUACAUCAACGAUCAGGAGCGGGAUGUCGAGCAGAUGGUGGAGUUCGCAAUGUCCCGAUAA